UCACUAAAAGAAUAAAAAAAGCGGAUGCCCCAUACCAAAAAAGGAGGAGGAGUGUUCAUUAGAUUUCAGGCGAACGCCCAAAUGACUGUUCGAGUCCAAUUUACUUCAACCACUCCUCUUCGUUUCGCCUCCAUCUUCAACCUCCGUUCUUCUCCAUUUUCCACUUCCAGGCUCUUGUUUUCCGGACGCCGAAACGUGAUUGGAAUGGACAAAGAAGGAUUCUUACAGCCUGCGGAGGCAGUUGUCGCCGAUUCCGAUUUGCUGAAGAAGAAGCUUGAUGCUUUGCGUUUUUCCGGUCCGCAGAAGCUCCAGGUUAUUGCUGAUUUUGAUGCUACGCUAACGAGGUACUGGAUUGAUGGCUGCCGUGGUCAAACUAGUCAUGGUCUUCUAAAGCAGGGGAAUCCUGAAUAUGAUACUAAGAGGGAUGAACUUUAUAAAUAUUACCAUCCUUUGGAAUAUUCUCCUACAAUUUCGAUAGAAGAGAAAACCAAGCUCAUGGAAGAAUGGUGGGGCAAAAGCCAUUCACUUCUGAUUGAAGGAGGUCUUACGUUUGAUGCAAUAAAGCAAUCAGUUGCUGCUGCCACUAUUGCUUUUAGGGAGGGAGUGGUUGAGCUGUUUGAACUUCUAGAGGAAAAGGGUGUUCCUGUUCUUAUAUUUUCAGCAGGCCUUGCUGACAUUAUAGAGGAGGUCCUGAGGCAGAAACUUCACAGAUCUUUCAAAAAUAUUAGGAUCGUUUCAAAUAGAAUGGUGUUUGAUGAUAAUGGUUGCCUUGUAUCAUUUAAGGGCAAGACGAUUCAUAGUCUAAAUAAAAAUGAGCAUGCUCUUGAUAUGGCUGCUCCUCUGCAUGACCAAUUGGGUGAUGUAGAUGGUGCAAUUAAUGACAGCGCUUCUGUAAGAAAACGGACAAAUGUACUUCUUCUUGGUGACCACAUUGGGGAUUUGGGGAUGUCAGACGGUUUAAACUAUGACACUCGGAUAUCCGUGGGAUUUUUGAAUGACAACAUCGAGAACUCUCUUGAUAGCUAUCGUAAUGCCUUUGAUAUUGUUUACCUGAAUGAUGCAUCCAUGCUGGGAGUGGUUAAACUUGUACGUCAGCUCUUUCCCGUUUGAGGUGUCUGAUGGACAGAUCUCUUUUGUAUAGUUAAUGAAGUCGUUGGUGAAGGGGUGUCGAUGAACUCAAGCCGUUCUUCUUCACAUCUUCCAGCAAUUCCCUGAUUGGAAUUGCGGCAAGAAAGCUCUUAAUGUACUCCUGGCAGCACUCCUUCCCUGUGCAUUCAGCCUCUUCCUUUAUAUUACUACCAUUUCCUGACUCAUCUUUCUUCUCAGUCGAAGCUUCUUUCAGGCCACCCGUUGGUUUUGAUGUUGAAUCGCUUGGUUGCAUGACAUCCAUGGAUGGGUUUUCCCCCAAAAUCUCUGGUUUGCUUGCUUGUGACACAUUGGUGGAUGGUUCCACCUGUGAGAUCUCUGUGCUCUUUGAUUGACUUGUCUUAAUAAUGCUGCUUUUCUCCUUUGAUGGCUCUGAAGUCUUUGGUUGUUUUGUGUCAAUGGAGGUUUUCUCCUCUGAUGGGCCUGUGCUCUUUGAUGAUUCCUUUGUGUUGUUGGAGCUUUCCUCCUCUGUUUCCUUUGUGUUGUUUGGUAAUCUAUGAAUUACUGUCUCCUUGUCAAAUUUCAGAAUGUAUGCCUGGUUGCACCCCUCGUAAAGCCGCUCGCCCAAGGUGUCUAUGAUGUAGUAAGCAUCCUUGUCAACUUUCAAGAUGAAGAAGUGGUCAUUCCAACUCACUAUGUAAACUAUUGAUUCGCCUGCAUCUGCUGCUUGGAGGUUGAUUUCAUCCCAUAUGGUGUCAAAAGACAUAGCGCCUUUAAGGAACUCAAAGACACCCUCUUCUUCCAACCCUUCUGGGUGGAAGAAUCCAACAUACGACUUCUCUGCAACAACGGAUAGCGGUCGGAUUUUUGCAUCAAUUACUGUGUCGAGAUCAAAGUGUUUAUCAGAGAACUGCUCCAUGUAGUCUUUAUUUUCACAAAGGUUUCUCCAUUCUGCUGAUCCAUCUCUGAUCAAGUUGUCCAACUCAGACUUGAUGGGCAUUUCAUCUUGGUUGGAUAGCAACCAAUCAGCAAUAACAGCAACUAGAGCUGUGCAGGCACUUUCCCCUGAAGCACGUUCGCUUCUUUGAUCAAUAGAGGCAAAGAAGACUUCAGUUUUGAUCUUCAAGCACCCGUCACGGCAGGUUACCUCUUUCUGCUCCCAAGUACCCACAGCAAAGUUAUCAUCUCCAAAUGCAGCCGCUGAUAAGUCUAGGUUAUACCACUGCACAGAAGAAGGAUGAGAAAAACCAAAGCAUAACAAGUAAUGCAAGAGAAAAAAUGACGUUCAAGUCUUCAGAAUAUACCCAAGAGAAAAGCUCAUUUGUGCUGAGCUGCCUACGGUCAAAGUCGAUAUCAUCUCCACCAUCUUCACCAUAAUGUUUCUUCAAAAGAGGCUCUCCUUUAACUUUGAGCGAUUUGAAGCUCAACUUCCUCUUCCUCCACGACAAGAUUUUGCGCAUCGAGUUCUGCUGCAUAGUUUGUGAACAGUCACUAUCAACCUCUAAACACCCUGCACCAUUACCACAAUAGAUCCAAUAUUCAUCUUCUCCAUUGUCGUUCUUCAUCCAAGGGAGAAGCAAUCGGUUAGCAUGGGCUAGUUUCUCAUAACCAAAUGGCUGCCUAACACACGAACCCUCAUUCCCACUAUCAUCUAGCGAAUCCGAAUCAAGUGAAGAACUUUGAGUAGAAUCCUUAUCUUUAAUAUAAAACCUAUUAACAGUAGCAAUAUCUUCUUCAUGGAAUA
Molecule: messenger RNA, 2830 nt
Organism: Cucumis melo (muskmelon)
Lineage: Eukaryota; Viridiplantae; Streptophyta; Magnoliopsida; Cucurbitales; Cucurbitaceae
Exons: 11
Coding region: 25-1110 (361 amino acids)
Cellular component (GO): cytoplasm
Molecular function (GO): magnesium ion binding; 5'-nucleotidase activity
Source: RefSeq, a predicted model, not a curated record